Molecule: messenger RNA, 544 nt
Organism: Rhagoletis pomonella (apple maggot)
Lineage: Eukaryota; Metazoa; Arthropoda; Insecta; Diptera; Tephritidae
Product: histone H2B-like
Exons: 2
Coding region: 77-544 (155 amino acids)
Cellular component (GO): nucleosome
Molecular function (GO): DNA binding; protein heterodimerization activity; structural constituent of chromatin
Source: RefSeq, a predicted model, not a curated record
AAAAAAUGCACUUAAGCGUACACAUUUCAAACGUUGUUAUAGAGUGACUCAAAAGUGAAGUGAAGUGAUUUGAAAAAUGCCGCCUAAAACUAGUGGAAAAGCAGCGAAGAAAGCCGGCAAGGCUCAGAAGAAUAUCACCAAAAAUGACAAGAAGAAGAAGCGCAAGAGGAAGGAAAGCUAUGCCAUCUACAUCUACAAGGUUUUGAAGCAAGUACAUCCUGAUACCAGCAUUUCGUCAAAGGCCAUGAGUAUCAUGAACAGUUUUGUGAAUGAUAUCUUUGAGCGUAUUGCUGGUGAGGCAUCACGUUUAGCCCACUACAACAAACGUUCAACCAUCACCAGUCGCGAAAUUCAGACUGCCGUACGUCUACUUUUACCUGGUGAAUUGGCCAAGCACGCCGUCAGUGAAGCUCUAAAUGGGUGUAUAAUGAAAUCCCGAUAUACAAAAUACCGAAAUACAGAAUCCCGAAAGGCAUUAUCCAGACACGACCAAAUCGCGCGAUUUUUUAAUUAUUUUUAUAUUUUGUCGGGAUUUUUGUCAUGA